Penicillium brevicompactum is the source of this 1527-nucleotide messenger RNA. RefSeq lists its product as uncharacterized. Bases 1 to 1527 code for a protein of 508 amino acids. The record is from RefSeq and is a predicted model, not a curated record. Lineage: Eukaryota; Fungi; Ascomycota; Eurotiomycetes; Eurotiales; Aspergillaceae. The transcript is spliced from 4 exons.
AUGGUUUACAGCAAACCAUACCCCACAACUGGAGCCAUGAAGAGGUCUGCUUCGGCUCUUGAAGGACCACCAGGCUGGGAUGUCGUUCCUCCAAUGAUGACCCACUCUCGCCCAUCAUUCCGCCCUCCCUAUGCUCACUUCUCUAUGAUAUACGUGGAUCAUGAUGGCAAGGUCAAGGUUGAGGAAUCUGCCUCCAUCCAAGAGCAGAACACCACUAUUUUUACCCCAGAGGUUCGCCAAAGCUUCCUCGAGGUCUUGGGGGAACGCAUUGGUUACCAAUCUUCUCGCCAUACUCUAGACACCUCUCCCCGCCGGGUGAGACGCCGCAAGGGAAACUCUUCCUUCUCCGGCCCUGAGGACCGCUUGGUCGAACAGGCUUCCGAUAGCGAGGAUUUUAUCAAUGGCUCAGAUGAAAUGGUUCCUCUCCGCAUUGGAGAUUCCGCCAAGGUGCAGCACUACUACGAGAGCGCUCUCAAGCACUUCCAACAGCUCAACUGCCGCAUGGUUGCCAAGGCAUUCAUUAAGUUCAUUGAGCCUCGCAAGCAGGUUCGACACCCAUACAACGGCGGCAAGCCCCCUCCAGGAUCGCCUGCCGGUACCGUUGCCGAUCCUGAGCGUACCAAGCCCGAGUGGUGGCCUCCCGGUGUUAUGCACAAGGAGCCCGAUCACCUGCGCAAAGAGUUCCGUAUUGAGCUCUUGAUUCACAUCAUCCGCAAGCUGGGUUACAUUGGAGUUACUGCCGAUAAGCUAAAGGAGGUCGCUGGCGACACCAAGCGUAGCUUGAAGCACCCAUCUCACGUCGAGAUCAUCUACGAGAUCCUCCGGGUCCGCAAGAUGGAAGAGCGCUUUGAGCGCGGCGAGGUUGACUCAAACAUGAUCGUUUACACCAUGAACCGCGGGCCCAGCCCCAAGGGUGACGAAGAGGAUGACUCCACCGUUGCACCCUCAAUCCACAUCGAAGAGCCCGAACACACCAGCCAAGGACUGAUGACCCCCAUGUCCACCGUUGAGCAGCAUGUUGCUGCCUCUCUGACCACACCAGUCGAGACUAUCCCCUCAGCCCGCUCCCUCUCAGCCGGCUUCCCCAUGCCCGAGCCCCUCAAGUUCGAGGCCGCCGGACGCCAGGACUGUUCAUACUAUGGCACCCCUCCUCAAUACACCGACUCUUUCUCCCAGCCCAUGCUCAACACCCCCGUCACAGCAGAGAUGAUCAGCCCCCACGACGUCUCUGUCUUCGACUACUCCUCCCAAAACUCUUUCACAUCAUCCACAUCCGACCACCAACGUGGAGCGGGCCACUACGACCCCUGGACCAACCCCUCCUUCCGCUCCAACAUCUUCGGCCCUGUUGAUUACUCUCCUGCCACCACUCAGGCUAUGUCACAGCCUUCAAUGGGCUACCCCAUGCCCAUGGGUCCCGGCAUGCACGACAUGUCUCAUGCCUCCCUCGACCGAUCCUUGCCCUUCCGCACCGGAUCCCUCAGCCAUCCUCACCCCCACGGCAUGCCUCUCUCUCACCACGCUUAG